Messenger RNA from Sorex fumeus (smoky shrew), 722 nucleotides. RefSeq names its product LSM2 homolog, U6 small nuclear RNA and mRNA degradation associated (gene LSM2). Bases 115 to 402 code for a protein of 95 amino acids. The record is from RefSeq and is a predicted model, not a curated record. The transcript is spliced from 5 exons. Lineage: Eukaryota; Metazoa; Chordata; Mammalia; Eulipotyphla; Soricidae. Gene Ontology annotation, biological process: mRNA splicing, via spliceosome. Gene Ontology annotation, cellular component: P-body; precatalytic spliceosome; U6 snRNP. Gene Ontology annotation, molecular function: RNA binding.
CGCGACUCCGCCUCGCCCCGCACGCGGGCUCGUGCUCCGGAUCCCGCCCGGCGUCCGGCGCGCGGACCCCGGCCCGGUUCUGACCGGCCUGGCCAGCACUCCCGCGCAAGCACCAUGCUCUUCUAUUCCUUUUUCAAGUCCCUUGUGGGCAAGGACGUGGUGGUGGAACUCAAGAAUGACCUGAGCAUCUGUGGAACACUCCAUUCUGUGGAUCAGUAUCUCAACAUCAAAUUAACGGAUAUCAGUGUCACCGACCCUGAGAAAUACCCCCACAUGUUGUCGGUGAAGAACUGCUUCAUCCGGGGCUCCGUGGUCCGGUAUGUUCAGUUGCCAGCAGAUGAGGUUGACACACAGUUACUACAAGAUGCAGCAAGGAAGGAGGCCCUGCAGCAGAAACAGUGACAGUCCCGCGGCCCUCUGCCCUCCUGGCCCAGCCAGGACCCUCCCCUAGACAGUCGGGUGCUGUGUUGUUUUGUCAUGGCUUUUGUUUGUUUUUUUUGAAGAAUGAACAGGUGAAAAAAAAUAAUAGUGGGGGGCAACUGUCCUCUGUUGAGAACAGGAAACUAGAUCCAUAGGCCAGGGAACUGCCAGCCCUUCCCCCCCUCCUUUCCGUGGGCAGCAGAGACCCUCCCUAGAUCUCAUCAGGGCAGGAGGUGAUUCAUUUUGGGAUGGAAGGAAUCUGUCUCCCGCAUCGGGAAUAAAAUUUAUGAUGGCAAAUUUGA